GGUUUGGCUCCUUCAUAACUCCUGCUGAGAAGAUGCCCAGAACCUGGUCAAUCAUUGCGUGCACGUCCAGCCAUACACGUCCUUGUCAUUCUCUCUUCAGAUUCUCCACAUUAAGAAAAAGUUCACUCAAAUGAGUUUUUAUCUCUCGCCCCUUUUCUUUCAUCCUCACAAGAAGGGUCAUUCAACUUAUCUUCUCUUUUGCCAACCCUUUCUUUUUUUUUCAUUCCCCAUCAGAUGUCUGAUGGUGUUUCUCGGAAACCUCGCUCGCCUCCGCCGCCCCCCGAGAGCUCGUCGUCGCCCUUGCGUGUCGAGAUGGUGCCGAGGUUGGUCUCCGACAGGCUCCUCCAGAAAUUUUUCGACGCGUCCGAGUUCGACUUCGAUUACGAGCAGAGCGGGCUGUGGUCUCCCCCCGUGAGGAGGACUGUGUUCUUGAGCUCCCCCGGGGACAUAUUCACGGAGCGCGAGAUCAGCGAGAUGAGCACGAAGCUUGGGAGCUUAACGGAUGUCAAGCACCGACGCCGGCGACAGCGCAAACUUUGGUUUAAGUGCCUCAUGCAUUCAACUUCACCAUGAUCCUGUAAGCAAACUUUUCCCCUUUCAUGACCGCAUAGCCUACUGAAUAAGCAACCUCCAUGCACCAUCGACCGGAGUCGAAGCCUGAGCAUCUCCCUAACACCAUCGAUCAAGUAAGACUGAAGUCGAAGUCUGAAUAAGCGGUUCAAACAUGAGAUUGUCUUCAUUUGCUUGUGCGAGGAAUCCAACAACGUGGCACGGGCUUAAUCCAUUUACUAUAUCGAUCAGGAAAGACUGAAGUCAAGUCUGAAAGAGGUGUUU
This is a messenger RNA of Rhodamnia argentea, 834 nucleotides long. RefSeq lists its product as uncharacterized. Bases 235 to 573 code for a protein of 112 amino acids. The record is from RefSeq and is a predicted model, not a curated record. The transcript is spliced from 3 exons. NCBI's taxonomy places the organism in Eukaryota, Viridiplantae, Streptophyta, Magnoliopsida, Myrtales, Myrtaceae.